AUGGGGGGGCUCUGGCGUCCGGCGUGGAGGCGCGUUGUUUUCUGUGGCUGGCGCUGGAGCCACCCUGGGUCCCCGACCAGGGUUGCCGAGAGGGUAGAGCCGUGUCUCAGGCCGGGAAGGAGUGGGACAGGAAGUGCUGAAAGGGGGCAGAGGCGGCUUGGGACAUGGAGGUGCCCGAACCCUGGCCGGGAGUUGACCCUGCAGCCGCCAAGGCGGCCGAAGAGCACGAACCCUUUCACACGCGCGCAGGAGGAAGACUGGCGGCGUCGGAACAGGACGGUCCUCACGUACGUGGCCGCGGCCGCCGUGGGCAUGCUGGGGGCGUCCUACGCCGCCGUGCCCCUUUAUCGGCUUUAUUGCCAGACUACUGGUCUUGGAGGAUCAGCAGUAGCAGGUCAUGCAUCAGACCAGAUUGAAAACAUGGUGCCUGUUAAGGAUCGAAUUAUUAAAGUCACCUUUAAUGCAGAUGUGCAUGCAAGUCUCCAGUGGAACUUUAGACCGCAGCAAACAGAAAUAUAUGUAGUGCCAGGAGAGACUGCACUGGCGUUUUAUAAAGCUAAGAAUCCUACAGACAAACCAGUAAUUGGAAUUUCUACGUACAAUGUCGUACCAUUUGAAGCUGGACAGUAUUUCAAUAAAAUACAGUGCUUCUGUUUUGAGGAACAAAGGCUUAAUCCACAAGAGGAAGUAGAUAUGCCAGUGUUUUUCUACAUUGAUCCUGAAUUUGCUGAAGAUCCAAGAAUGGUGAAUGUUGAUCUCAUAACUCUUUCUUAUACUUUUUUUGAAGCAAAGGAGGGGCAGCAGCUGCCGGUUCCAGGCUAUAAUUGAAGUCAGCACCUAAGUCUUGCUUCAGAUUU
Molecule: messenger RNA, 857 nt
Organism: Mirounga angustirostris (Northern elephant seal)
Lineage: Eukaryota; Metazoa; Chordata; Mammalia; Carnivora; Phocidae
Product: cytochrome c oxidase assembly protein COX11, mitochondrial
Exons: 4
Coding region: 1-828 (275 amino acids)
Cellular component (GO): mitochondrial inner membrane
Molecular function (GO): copper ion binding
Source: RefSeq, a predicted model, not a curated record